CACAUCCGGGUACACAUGGGCGGGGCGCACGCGAGAGAGGGCUUCCACAUUGAGAAUGAGGCUGGCGGAGAAAGAUGGGUGGCCACGCCCACCUUUCCGCUCCUGCGGCUGCUAUUGGCUCGACCCCUCUCCCCCCCCUUUUCCGGCCCCCCUCCCCAUGGAAGCCCGGGGGCGCUCGCGCUGCUGCCGCCUGGUCUCGCGCUGCAGCGCUCGGAGCUGUUGCACCGGGAGCAUCUGCGGGUGCGGACAGCGGAGCGCAAGGCGCCGCGGCCUCGGGCCAAGAUGAGUGAGCUGAGGCAGAGGCUCGGCCGGGAGCCCGACGGGGCCCAGGAACCCGAGGAGAAGGAGUCUGAGUCAGAAAACAAGCUGGAUGGAGAGACCGCAUCGGACAGUGAAAGCAAAUCAGAGUUCGGAGGGGCCCCUCCUGCACCUACAUCAGAUGACACUCCCGAGGUCUUAAACAGGGCCCUCUCCAACCUAUCUUCAAGAUGGAAGAACUGGUGGGUCAGAGGGAUCCUCACUCUGGCAAUGAUUGCGUUCUUCUUCAUCAUCAUCUACCUGGGACCCAUGGUUUUAAUGAUGAUUGUGAUGUGUGUCCAGAUCAAGUGUUUCCAGGAGAUUAUCACGAUUGGCUACAAUGUGUAUCGCUCAUAUGAGCUGCCCUGGUUCAGGACCCUCAGUUGGUACUUUCUGCUGUGUGUAAACUACUUUUUCUAUGGUGAGACGGUAACGGAUUACUUUUUCACCCUGGUUCAGCGAGAGGAGCCCUUGAGAAUUCUCAGCAAAUACCAUCGCUUCAUUUCCUUUGCCCUCUACUUAACAGGCUUCUGCAUGUUUGUCCUGAGUCUGGUGAAGAAGCAUUACCGUCUCCAGUUUUACAUGUUUGGUUGGACCCAUGUGACUUUGCUAAUUGUUGUUACCCAGUCGCACCUCAUCAUUCACAACCUGUUUGAAGGAAUGAUCUGGUUCAUUGUCCCGAUUUCAUGUGUGAUCUGCAAUGACAUCAUGGCCUAUAUGUUUGGGUUUUUCUUUGGCCGCACCCCGCUCAUCAAGCUUUCCCCAAAGAAGACCUGGGAGGGUUUUAUUGGCGGGUUCUUUGCCACUGUUCUGUUUGGACUGCUGCUGUCGUACUUGAUGUCUGGAUACCGGUGCUUCACCUGUCCUGUGGAAUUCAAUAACGACUCCAACAGCUUCACUGUGGAUUGUGAGCCAUCUGAGCUGUUCCAGCUACAAGAGUAUAACAUCCCUCUGGUGAUUCAGUCUGUCAUUCGCUGGAAAACAGUCCGGAUGUAUCCCUUCCAGAUCCACAGCAUCGCCCUCUCCACCUUUGCGUCCCUCAUCGGGCCCUUUGGAGGAUUCUUUGCUAGUGGGUUUAAGAGAGCCUUCAAAAUCAAGGACUUCGCCAACACAAUCCCAGGGCAUGGCGGGAUCAUGGAUCGCUUUGACUGUCAGUACCUGAUGGCUACCUUUGUCAACGUGUACAUUGCAAGUUUUAUCAGGGGUCCUAACCCAAGCAAACUGAUCCAGCAGCUUUUAGCUCUACGGCCAGACCAGCAGGUCCACAUCUUCAACACGUUAAAGGCGCACCUUGUUGAUAAGGGUAUGUUGGCCAGUUCUGAGGAUGCAUAGGCAUCCAGGCAGUUGGAACAGGACUGAAAAAGAGGGCAAGUGCCCCAAGGAAAUCCCAGCUCGCCUGACUUAAGACAAUAAGAAGGCCUCGUUUCACUGUUGUUUUUUCCUUUCCUUGUAAAUGUUCGCAUUUGUGGGGCUCUGGUUUUUUUUAUAACAUGUAUUUAUAUGGCUUUGGUUAAAAUAAGCAAAGUAGAGCUUCUAGAUGGAAAGGAAUCAAGAACUGAAGGGACCGUAGGGUGAAGAUGUCCUCUCGGAUCUGCGUGGCAACUCCUGUCUUCAGUGUGUAUGGGCAGAGCUUGACUUCACUACUCCUAGGGGAUGUGUCGACGCUGGGAUACGUGCAUGCGUUUUUCUGCCCAGGUGCAGCUCCAGGAGUGUAAGCUCUAGUGAAGAUGAGACACGGGCACUUUUACGUCAGACUCCUGUAACCCUGCCGGACUGUGUCUAUACUAAGAAAAUGGGAAGUCAUGCAACUCGCAGUGGAAUAGAGAGGACACUGGUGGUUCUUUUUGCAACCUUGUGUAUCCCUGUGUAUAGGCUAGGGAAAUUGGGGACCUGUAAUUAUCCACCGCUGGUAGCUGCACUGAUGAUGAAUUUGAGUCUUCAUUUCCCUAGUAUAACCAUAGCCUGGGUGUGUAUAGAACUUAUUGCAGGUAGAGAACAGAAAGCUCAACAAAUCUGAAAGAAAUGUUUGCCGUAAUCCUGCUACGUUAAGAUCCACACAAGAAGACCCAUGCAUACACUUCGACUUGCCGUCUUUGUAGUACCUCCCACGUUUCCCCCACUCCAGCAAAUAUUUAACAAAGUCAAUUUUUAAACCCACAUUUUUACUGUGCCAUUUAAACAAAAAUAGACCCAAUUAACCUUUACAUCAGGGACAUGAAUACAGAAGGGAAUGUGAGAGGUCCAAGUUACAUCAAAGUUGCAUCAAAUAACUUAUUUUAAAAAGCAUUCCAGUUUUAUUUAAGAAGUCCUACUGAGUAAGAACAAGCUUUUAAAAAAAUAUUUGUUCACUUUUUCAUGGCUUUUUUUCCACCCAGAGCAUAACAUAUAUAUAUUUUUUUAAACAUUGAAGCAUGAAAACUUCUCUCAAGAGUAGUAAACACCACAGCCUGAUAUUUUAGCUGUUUGGAGAGCUGUCACUCACACAGAACUUGAUUUUCCCAUUUGGAAGUCCGGAGGGCAUAGUACCCAGCUGGCUCGGUUGUUGGGGUUUUUAUUUUCUGGUGUGGGGAGGGUUGUUUGGGUUUUUGUUUAGUUUUUUUUCUUUCAGGGAUCAUGUCUGCCAAUGAUGUAUUACUUGAGUUCUAGACAUCAUGCUGCUGAGUUUACCGUGGUCUGAGUUUGUGUGUCAGUCUGGGUUUGGUCAGCUUUCCAGGCGUCUCUCCUUUCUCCGUCACUGACUCAGUCUUGUUUUAUGUAUGUUGCACUUAACGUUUGGAAACAUGUAAUUGUUUUCCAGGUAUUUCCCUCUAUUUCUUGACUUCAAACAUACCAUGCUUUUUUUUUAAAUAAAAACAAAUAAAUGGAAUCGCCAUCAAACUGACUUCAGAGGUUUCCAGGAUUCAGAAUGAUAUCUUGUGAUCUAACAGCAUAAAAGUUCAUUUUAGUUGUGGGUUGUAUUAACAUCGUCAUGUAUCAGGGAACUCUAUUUUACUGUGACUUCUCUCCACAGUUUGUUUGUGAGCCAGGCUGUGAUGAGAAAUACAUUUUACAUAUUUGUUGAACCUGAGGAACAAUUGAUAGGGAAAGAUAAUACAGAUAUGCUGUUGUUAGUGUCUUGAAAUCAAGUCACUGUCCUAAGUCUUCAACACAGAUCUAUAUUUGAAGCUAGCUAACCUAGCAACUGAAAAUAAAGUACCUGAGAUCAUUCUGUAUGCUUUACUCCAUAGUCUAAUGCCACCACUGCUUCCACAUACCUCUGGUGUAUUUUUAUCUUCCUGGCAGCCACUUCCUCCUCUCCCUGUAUUGCAGUUCCGGAGGGCGGAGAUUCACAUCUGCGGUGCUACACAAACAAAUAUUUGAUCAAAAGCAAAAUGGUGCUGAGAGGAUAUUAAGGCAGAGCCCAGGUGAGAUGCAAUAAAAGGGUCUGAUUCUGCACUAUGCAAGACACCCUCAGCUCCCACUGAGGGUGCUCAGCAAAUUGCAGGACUUGGCUCUGUUUCUGUGGUCUCAAUUCAGGGUAGCGUUGAAGCAUUUUUGCUUAAUUUUUAAGCAUAUGCUUUCCUGAACUGUAGGCUUAGAGCCAGUGUUGUGUCUAUCCAUCAGAGUCAUGACUUUGACUUAAAGGCAUUAAAUUCAGGCCCUUAAUUUUGGUUUCAAAGGCAAGUUAGGAGAUUGUUUUUAAACCUUUCCUCCCUUAGAUCUCUUUGUGGGGGUUUAAUCACCUGGCAAAACAAAAGUUGCUGCUAUUUUGGAUACUUCUUGUCUGAUAUCAAUAUCUGCCAGAAUUCCAGCAUACUAAACUGUGUUUGAGCAGAUGUUCAUGAACAAGUUAUCAAGUGGACCUACAGUACUGUCUAAUAAAUGUGAUUACAGUGUAUUGAUCUACAGAAAAAGAACACUGUCACCUGUUUUCAUGUGAGAAUUUGGUCCUCCCCCUUCAUCUGUUCUACAGCUUCAUACUUUUUUUUUGAGGAAGCUUAUGAUUUUAAACUAUAGGAUUUGAGUUUUCUUCAUGUUGGGCUUUUUUAAUGCUGAUUGUGAACACUGGAGGGCAUCGUGGGUUCUUGAGUGUCUGCAUACUCGUAGGAGAUAGGAAUAGCCAUCCACAUAUCUAAUUAAAAGCUUUCUGAACUAGGCUGAGUACAGGUUUUCAAACCUGGGUUCAUACGUUUCCUCUACUUCUGCCCCCUCCUCAACCUUGAAGUGCAGUAAAACGAACCUUCAAACCUGUCAGGAAUCCUGAUAAAUUAAGUCUAUAUGGAAAGGCACUCAUGAGUGCUGUUACUUGUUGGUGUCCUGUGUUUCGCUGCUCUUACUCAGUCGCAUGGCUUCUUGGACGUGUACAAUAAUUACACUGGUUUAACAUCCAAGGGACUAUGGGAUAACACCCUGUGUAUGCUGUACAGAAAGUUACAUACCAGAAGGAUAGAAUCCUCCUCUCUUUUGCAUAGCUCUGUGGUGCAGCCUGUCUUCAUUGCAUGUAUCCAUUGGUUUAUUAAAAGCCCUAUUAGGUCCUUCCUUGAAAUAUUUUUUAAACUUGGUCCUAACAUAGCUCUUGUGAGGCCUUAGAUUUAGUGACUUUGUGUAGCUAGCGCUCACGAAACACACUGCCGACAACAGAGCUGCCUUGGCAAGGUUUUCAUAAAGGCAUUCACCAGAACUUUUUCCUAUAGCUGAAAUGCACGAAAUCAAGAACCCCUGCAAGUUUCCUGUAUGCUUUGGUAGCUGCUUUGUGAGCACUGUUAGGUUAAAGGGAAGGCUCUCUGGGCUUGCUUUACAAGGAAACAAACUGCAAAAGCAAAGUCGCUGGUGUGUCAGAACAAGUGGUUGAGGAACAAAUUCAACAGCUCUGUGGUUGUCUGAGCUAAGAGGAAGGUAAUGUUCCUCAUUCUGGGUCUCUGAAUUAACCCAAAGCUGUUAAAGGGUAGAGCUUCCUUGCUGUCUUGUUUAGGGCUCUACAAAUUGGCUGAUUUUGAGACUACCUGCUAGCAAGGUCAAUGAAAUGGCCGAAAGCCAUUUAAAGGGAUUUUUAGAAUGCUCUAAUAAGUGAGGGGAAUGUUGGAGACAGGCCCUGAUCCUGCAACUGGUUGAACAGGGGGACCCAUUGCACCCACAAGCAGAGCCAGGGGCCUAAAAUCCUCUGCUUGGAGAGAGGUGUCUCCAUAGAUGAUAGUAGGUAGGUAACAUAGCUGAGUACAAGCCGCUAAGCGACCCGAAGGUUAGAGGAUGCUAUGUGGUCAGCGAUGGUGAGUGGAGGUGACAAUGAAGGCAGUUGUUGGGGAGUACUAGCUGAAAUGGUCUGGUAAGGGAUGACUAGUCCUGCUGAAUGCAUAUUGAUGAGUUGGCCAAGCACAUCCUUUUAAAAAUUCCUUGAUAUUCUUUGAGCUAAAUGAAAAUAUAAGCAAGCCGUGAAUGAGCACAGCAGCUAGAAUCAAAUGUCUUCAGGUAUUAGUUUUGAGCAUAGUAGCCAGUUGUCACUUUUUUUUGCUUAAAUCCAUUAAAUCCCCAAUAAAUGCCCUAUGUGCCAGGCUCCUUUUUGCCAUGGGUGGUGCAUAUGGCAAGGGUACUUAGUUUGGUUAUGCUGUCUUUUGUUAGUACUAUCUAACUUUCCAUUCGGAGACUUCAUAAUUAGCAAACCUCACUCCUUAAAUAGUGGGAUAGAAUUCCAUUACUGCCUGUAUGUGUUGGGUUCUCCUCUAAUCUGAAAUGUGAGCAGAUGUUGCUCUUUUAUGUUAAAACCCUAGCUCUCAAGUGAGGGAAUGGUUGAUUAUGGCAUGUGUUGGCUUAUCAGAAUAGAGCCAGGGAGCUGGAGUUUGUUUGUAGUCAGGAGAUUUGAUUGGCUGAACAGUGAACUUCAAUGUCGUAUAGAUGGUGGUUUCUCCCCUUGCCUAGGAAGAGCAGAAUAAUACAGGAAAGCAGUAGGGGGCUGUUGAAGGUUCAUCAUGUACUGAGGGUAGAGCAUAAUAGCUUUUCCAUUGAAGGCCUGAAAUAAAAUAGGGCAAAUUUGGUAAAUGUUAGCAGUAUUUAAAAUGCCUGAACACUGAUUGGGGCAAAUGCCUACAGGUAGGCUGACUUUGGUUCUAAGCAGCCACACACUGGUUGCCAAUCGCUUUGGAAGCUUGGAGCAGUUUAGCUUGCGUUUCCAACUGGAAACUGGCUUCUCCAACGCCAGUUGCAGCCCAAGUUACACUGUGGAUUAGACACAGCUUGAAUAGAAGGCCAGGAGUGGCCCAGAAUGCACAGCAUAGAGCCUCAUUACCGCCCAAGUUCUGCUAGGCUUACUCCACAGUCAUCUUUCCUGUGUGCACUCCCCUGGAUUUAAUUAGGAUUACUCAGACUGAGUAUAAUCUGCAGAAUCUAGCUCCCAUUUGAUUGAAAGUGGGAUUUUUGCCAUUGACUUCAGUGGGGAAUCCUACAGCACCACAGAAACCUGAAGCACCAGUAAGUACAUUGCAGAGGCCUUUGGGAAUUGUUAAUUUCACAUGGAUCAGGGCAGGUCUCCUAGUUUGCUGCAUGCAUUGGAUUCCCACGAGCACGAAUGCCAAGACAGUCAUUGUCUGCGAAGAGGGGAGAAUUCUCCAUCUUCCUGCAAAAAUCUUUUUCCUGCUAGUUCUGUACACUUGGAAAAUAGAUGUACCCAUGCAAAAACCAUCCAUGGUGGUCGUCAAGACUUGGUGGGGGAGACAACCAUUUUAAAAUUGGAGUCAGCAUGCAUCUGUCAUCAUGAGGUCCUCCCGACACCUGUAGCCCACCCCAGAGUUACAUUUUUGUACCACAGUAAUUUCCCCCUGAGUUACUGUUCCCCAGCACUGCUGUGUCCUCUGCCAUCUGCUUACUUCUCUGUGCAUUGUUUUUGAUCAAUGUUUUAAGCAAUACAUGUAGACUUGCCUUUAUUUGAUUGGAUGUCAGAAUGUGAUAUAUUGUAUAUUUUAAAGUAUUUACCUUAUUUAUAUACUGUAUGUUACUGUUAAAUAAAUAGAUAAGUUCCAUUA
Messenger RNA from Mauremys reevesii (Reeves's turtle), 7289 nucleotides. RefSeq names its product CDP-diacylglycerol synthase 2 (gene CDS2). The record is from RefSeq and is a predicted model, not a curated record. Gene Ontology annotation, cellular component: endoplasmic reticulum membrane. The transcript has 13 exons. The coding region runs from base 16 to 1629 and encodes 537 amino acids. Lineage: Eukaryota; Metazoa; Chordata; Testudines; Geoemydidae. Gene Ontology annotation, molecular function: phosphatidate cytidylyltransferase activity.